Molecule: messenger RNA, 2666 nt
Organism: Lactuca sativa (garden lettuce)
Lineage: Eukaryota; Viridiplantae; Streptophyta; Magnoliopsida; Asterales; Asteraceae
Product: protein VAC14 homolog
Biological process (GO): phosphatidylinositol biosynthetic process
Cellular component (GO): PAS complex; endosome membrane
Source: RefSeq, a predicted model, not a curated record
UUUUUGGUCUUUCCUUUCCCCUCGGAAAGUGAGGAACACCCGUCCCGGAAACCAAUCUUUGGACUUUGGAGAAAUUUGAGGGGUUUACUGCUCGAUCUUAUCUUCUUCCGCAAAUCCUUAUCAGAUCCUGCAAUACACUUUACAACGUAUUUGAACUCAUCAAAAUUUCACAAACUUGAAGUAAUUCGGUCAAUGUUUUAGUCGUCGUGUUAUGCGAGGGGACAUGUUCCAAUUCGAGCAAGAGAAGAUCAGAAAACGAAUUUGAUUAUCGUUAACUUUGUUCGACUUAAACUGAAGCUUGGAUUUGUCAUCGCUUUAAGUAUAAGAUUUGCCAAUUCUUUGUAAAAUCGUCUGGUAUGGCGGACGCAUUUUCUGCCAUUCCGGCGGCCGUGCUUCGGAACUUAUCGGAUAAGUUAUAUGAGAAACGGAAGAAUGCUGCAAUUGAGGUUGAAGGGAUUGUAAAACAGUUGACAGCUGCUGGAGAUCAUGAUAAGAUCACUGCUGUGAUUAAUUUGUUGAGUCAUGAGUUUGCGUACUCGGCACAAGCAAAUCAUCGCAAGGGUGGAUUGAUUGGAUUAGCUGCUGCAACUGUUGGAUUGAGCGCUGAAGCUGCACAACAUCUCGAGCAAAUUAUACCGCCUGUGAUAAACUCUUUCUCGGAUCAAGAUAGCAGAGUUCGUUAUUAUGCUUGUGAAGCAUUAUACAACAUCGCCAAGGUUGUGAGAGGGGAGUUUAUUGUACACUUCAACAAGAUAUUCGAUGCAUUGUGUAAGCUUUCAGCAGACUCAGACCCCAAUGUACAAAGUGCUGCUCAUCUUUUAGAUAGACUUGUGAAGGACAUUGUGACAGAGAGUGAUCAGUUCAGCAUUGAAGAAUUUAUACCAUUAUUGAGAGAGCGUAUGAAUGUCUUGAAUCCGUAUGUUCGCCAAUUUUUGGUGGGAUGGAUCACAGUGUUGGACAGUGUACCAGACAUUGAUAUGCUGGGAUUUCUUCCUGAUUUUCUUGAUGGUCUAUUUAAUAUGUUAAGUGAUUCCAGCCUUGAAAUCCGGCAACAAGCUGACUCAGCACUCUCUGAAUUCCUUGAAGAAAUCAAGAACUCCCCAUCUGUAGAUUAUGGUCGAAUGGCUGAAAUACUUGUACAGCGUGCAUCUUCCCCUGAUGAAUUUACUCGUUGGACUGCAAUCACAUGGAUAAAUGAGUUUGUAAAACUUGGUGGAGAUCAACUUGUUCCUUAUUAUGCUGAUAUAUUGGGAGCUAUCUUGCCAUGCAUAGCUGAUAAAGAAGAGAAAAUACGAGUUGUAGCUCGUGAAACAAAUGAUGAGCUUCGUGCAAUCGAGGCUGACCCAGCUGAAGGUUUUGAUGUAGGGGCAAUUCUGUCCAUUGCAACAAGGCAGUUGUCUAGUGAGUAUGAGGCAACACGAAUUGAAUCAUUGCACUGGAUUUCAGCCCUUUUGAAUAGACAUCGUUCAGAGGUGUUGUCCUUUUUAAAUGAUAUUUUUGACACACUUUUGAAAGCACUAUCAGAUCCCUCUGAUCAGGUAGUCCUCUUGGUUCUUGAAGUACAUGCACGCAUAGCAAAAGAUCAGUAUAACUUUCACCAGCUUGUUGUCUUUUUAGUUCAUAAAUUUCGAACAGAUAACACACUCCUUGAAAAGCGUGGUGCUUUGAUAAUCCGGCGAUUAUGUGUGCUUCUAGAUGCUGAAAGGGUAUACCGGGAACUCUCCACAAUUCUUGAAGGGGAAGCUGACCUGGACUUUGCAUCUACUUUGGUUCAGGCUUUGAAUUUGAUUCUGCUUACAUCUUCUGAGUUGGCUGAGCUACGAGAUCUUCUAAAGCUUUCGUUAGUUAAUGCUGCUGGAAAAGACUUUUUUCUUUCACUUUAUACAUCAUGGAGCCAUUCAUCAAUGGCCAUAAUCAGUCUUUGCUUAUUAGCACAGGCUUACGAGCAUACGAGUUCUGUGAUCCAGUCCCUAACCGAAGAGGAUAUUAAUGUAAAAUUUCUGGUUCAGUUGGAUAAACUGAUCCACCUACUGGAGACUCCAAUUUUUGCUUAUCUUAGGCUUCAGCUUCUUGAAGCUGGAAGAUAUAUAUGGCUGUUAAAAGCGUUGUAUGGUCUGUUGAUGUUACUUCCCCAGCAAAGUGCGGCUUUUAAGAUAUUAAGAACUCGUUUAAAGACGGUGCCUUCAUAUUCAUAUUCCUAUUCUUUUACCAACAACAUGAGUGAGCAUGAGAGCAAGAGUGAUAAUGGAAUAAUAAUGAUAAACUUUGGAAGUUGGCUGCAAAAAUUUCAACAAAUGCAGAAGCUGCAUCGUCUUCAUUCUAAAUCACAACACACUGCUUCCAUACCGAUACCCUCAAAGGAAGUUGAAAAACCACAAGAAUCUUCCAAAAUUCUUCCAGAUAUGAAUCUCUUGAGCAGGCCACCUUCCAGAUUGUCUCGUAAAGCUCCUUGAUUUCAUUGCCUAUGGUGUAUGCUGGUAUAAAGUGUAAAUUAUAGUAUUCAUUUACUUUGUUGAACUGGUAUUGUGGGUGGGUCUUGUGGUUGCUUUAUUUUUCUUCAAAACCACAGGGGUAGAUAAGUUAGAUAUUCAUUUACAAGUUGCUGAUUGUUCAUCUCAUACACUUAUUUUUAUAAUAACAAAAUUAAUUUAUUUACAUUUUCCAAA